UUCCUCCAGUCUUUCUUACUUUCCUCUCAAAAUCUCUCUCUCUCUCUAUAUAUAUAUAUAUAUAUGUUUUUAAUUUCCUGACUUAAAAAGAAAUUAAGAAAAGAAAUGGUACUCACAACCACAAUUCCAGACUGCGAUGAGCAGUUGAACUCUACUUUUGCUUCCAGAUAUGUCCGUACUCCCGUUCCCAAGUACAAGAUGCCUUCGAAUCCGAUACCAAAAGAAGCGGCAUAUCAGAUAAUAAAUGACGAGUUGAUGCUGGAUGGGACACCCAGGCUGAACUUGGCUUCAUUUGUGACCACCUGGAUGGAGCCUGAAUGCGAGAAGCUUAUGAUGGCUUCCAUGAACAAAAACUAUGUUGACAUGGACGAAUACCCUGUUACCACCGAGCUCCAGAAUCGGUGCGUGAAUAUGAUAGCCCGCCUGUUUAAUGCUCCUGUUGGAGAAACUGAUACUGCUGUUGGUGUGGGUACCGUGGGAUCAUCAGAGGCAAUAAUGCUGGCAGGUCUAGCUUUUAAAAGGAGGUGGCAGUCGAAGAGAAAAUUAGAGGGCAAACCAUAUGAUAAGCCCAACAUAGUCACUGGAGCUAAUGUUCAGGUUUGCUGGGAGAAGUUCGCUAGGUACUUUGAGGUUGAACUGAAGGAGGUAAAACUGUCAGAGGGAUAUUAUGUGAUGGAUCCUGUGAAAGCAGUUGAGAUGGUGGAUGAGAACACCAUCUGUGUUGCAGCAAUUCUGGGAUCAACCUUGACUGGAGAGUUUGAGAAUGUGAAACUCCUUAAUGAACUCCUCACUGAAAAGAAUAAGGAGACAGGAUGGGACACCCCAAUCCAUGUUGAUGCCGCUAGUGGUGGUUUUAUUGCCCCAUUCAUUUACCCUAAUCUUGAGUGGGAUUUCCGUUUGCCUUUAGUGAAGAGCAUAAAUGCUAGUGGUCACAAGUAUGGCCUUGUCUACCCUGGUGUUGGCUGGGUUGUUUGGAGGACUAAAGAGGACUUACCUGAUGACCUUGUCUUUCACAUCAACUAUCUUGGAUCUGAUCAACCCACAUUCACCCUCAACUUCUCCAAAGGCUCUAGUCAAAUCAUUGCUCAAUAUUAUCAGUUUGUUCGGCUGGGCUUUGAGGGUUACAAGAACGUCAUGGAGAAUUGCUUGGCGAAUGCCACAGCACUGAAAGAAGGAAUUGAGAAAACGGGGUUGUUUAACAUUGUCUCCAAGGAGGAAGGAGUACCCCUGGUAGCCUUCUCUCUCAAAGACAGUAGCAAAUACGAUGUGUUUGAGAUAUCAGGGAGUUUGAGAAGGUUUGGGUGGAUCGUUCCAGCCUACACAAUGCCACCUGAUGCUCAACACAUUGCUGUUCUUCGUGUAGUAAUUAGAGAGGAUUUCAGCCGGGCCUUGGCUGAGAGACUUAUUUCAGACAUAGUGAAAGUUAUGAAGGAGAUGGAGACACACCCCAUCCGUGUUUCCACCAAAACUGCCCAUGUCACAGCUACUAUUGAUGAGACACAAGACGGAGAGGAUGGAGGCAAAAAGAACAUAAAAAAGAGUGCGAGGGAGACUCCGGAGGAGAUAGCCACCUACUGGAGGCAGCUUGUGGCUCGCAAGAAAACUGGAGUUUGCUAGUCCUCCAAAUUAAAAGCAAUGUCUGCUCCUAUAUAUAUAUAUAAAGGCAUUGUCUUCUGCAAUUUUUUCUAAUAUUGAUGAAAUUGCUUGGCUUUCUUCAGGACUGGAUGUAUUAACUUUGUAUGGGAUUAUCGACGAAUUUGAUGGUUUUCACUAUAAAAUCUGAUGUAUUUAUAAGUAAAAUGACUUAAGUUCUUUCA
This is a messenger RNA of Quercus robur (English oak), 1817 nucleotides long. Its product is annotated as glutamate decarboxylase-like. Gene Ontology annotation, cellular component: cytosol. The record is from RefSeq and is a predicted model, not a curated record. The transcript is spliced from 6 exons. Lineage: Eukaryota; Viridiplantae; Streptophyta; Magnoliopsida; Fagales; Fagaceae. Gene Ontology annotation, biological process: L-glutamate catabolic process. Bases 106 to 1617 code for a protein of 503 amino acids. Gene Ontology annotation, molecular function: pyridoxal phosphate binding; glutamate decarboxylase activity.